AUACUUGCUUGUAUUUGUGUCCCUGCAGUCCUUCCCCUGGAUUGGUUAAUAGAAGAGAAAGAACUCUGCAACCAGAAGAGGAACUUCAGAGUGGAACAGAAUGAUCCAGAACCUACACAAAUAAAGGAGGAACCUGAGGAACUAGAACUUCUGCUGAUUAAAAAGGAGCAGGAAGAACAAGAACCUCCACAGAUAAAAGAGGAGCAGGAGGAACUUGAACCUCCACAGAUAAAAGAGGAGCAAGAGUAUCCAGAAUCCCCACAGAUUGGAGAGGAGCAGGAGGAACCAGAAACUAUACAGAUUAAGAAGAGUUGUACCUUGAUGGAGAUUUCUUCUUAUGAGGAAAAUGAGAACAGUGAAGCAGAUCUAAACAAUCAGCAGAACUUUUAUGUAACUGAGAGUCAGGAUGAAGAAGAAAACCAACAUGAAGAAUCAACAUCAACUACAGAUGACGAGACAGACCCACAGAACAGAGAUCAGAGGAAGAAAAGAGACAGAAGUCAUAUCCAAAGUGUGGACAGCUCUCUUAUGUCAGAUAGCCAGCAUGACUCAGUUGGUAGAAAAAAAUCAAAGAAAACAACUUUGGUUAAAAGACGCAAACAAUCCCCCAAAGAAAAGAGAGUUUCCCAUUUAAAGUCUGGUAAAGGAACAAGAACUCCUCAUAAUAUGUCUGCCCACAUGAAAACAAAGUCAGAUGAAGGACUUUAUGUCUGUCAAAAAUGUGGUAAAAGUUUUGCGUCCUGGUUAAAAUUCAGAACUCAUAUGAGGACUCACACAGGAAAGAAGCCUUUUACGUGUAAAGAAUGUGAUAAAAGUUUUAGUUGGAUAUCUAACCUCAAAACACACAUGACGAUUCAUACAGGAGAGAAGCCUUUUACAUGUAUAGAAUGUGAUAGAAGUUUUUGUGAAAUAUCUAAUCUUAAAAGACACAUGAAGAUUCACACAGGAGAGAAGCCUUUUACGUGUAAAGAAUGUGAUAGCAGUUUUAGUCGAAUAUCUAACCUCAAAACACACAUGACGAUUCAUACAGGAGAGAAGCCUUUUACGUGUAUAGAAUGUGACAGAAGUUUUAGUCGAAUAUCCAAUCUCAAAAGACACAUGACAACUCAUACUGGAGAGAAGCCUUUUGCAUGUAAAGAAUGUGAUAGAAGUUUUAGUUGGAUAUCUAGUCUCAGAACACACAUGAAGAUUCAUACAGGAGAGAAGCCUUUUACGUGUAAAGAGUGUGAUAGAAGUUUUAGUGAAACAUCUAAUCUCAAAACACACAUGAAGAUUCACACAGGAGAGAAGCCUUUUAAGUGUAAAGAAUGUGACAGACGUUUCAGUCAACUAUAUCAUCUCAAAAGACACAUGAAAACUCAUACAGGUGAGAAGCCUUUUACUUGUAACGAAUGUGAC
Oryzias melastigma (Indian medaka) is the source of this 1398-nucleotide messenger RNA. Its product is annotated as gastrula zinc finger protein XlCGF8.2DB-like. Lineage: Eukaryota; Metazoa; Chordata; Actinopteri; Beloniformes; Adrianichthyidae. The annotation marks the transcript as partial. The record is from RefSeq and is a predicted model, not a curated record. Gene Ontology annotation, cellular component: nucleus. Gene Ontology annotation, biological process: central nervous system development; regulation of transcription by RNA polymerase II. Gene Ontology annotation, molecular function: RNA polymerase II cis-regulatory region sequence-specific DNA binding; DNA-binding transcription factor activity, RNA polymerase II-specific. The transcript has a single exon.